Molecule: messenger RNA, 1296 nt
Organism: Carlito syrichta (Philippine tarsier)
Lineage: Eukaryota; Metazoa; Chordata; Mammalia; Primates; Tarsiidae
Gene: SLC35E2B
Product: solute carrier family 35 member E2B
Exons: 8
Coding region: 4-1221 (405 amino acids)
Cellular component (GO): Golgi apparatus
Molecular function (GO): antiporter activity
Source: RefSeq, a predicted model, not a curated record
AACAUGUCAUCCUCAGCGAAGACCCAAGCCUCAAAAGAGCUCGCUCCUGGCUCGGAGGAGAAGCCGCAGGACAAGGAACUGCUCUCCUGGGGUCCUCUCUCUGGUCAUCGGAGCGAGAAGAUCGUCUUCACCAGGAGCGAGGGCAGCCCGGACGAAAGCGUGCUGACCGUCACCAUCACAGAGACCACAGUCAUUGAGUCAGACCUGGGGGUGUGGAGCUCACGGGCGCUGCUGUACCUCACACUGUGGUUCUUCUUCAGCUUCUGCACGCUCUUCCUCAACAAGUACAUCCUGUCCCUGCUGGGAGGCGAGCCCAGCAUGCUAGGUGCUGUGCAGAUGCUGUCAACCACGUUCAUUGGCUGCGUUAAAAUCUUCAUUCCUUGCUGUUUAUAUCAGCACAAAGCCCGGCUCUCUUACCCUCCCAAUUUCAUCAUGACUAUGCUUUUUGUGGGGCUCAUGAGGUUUGCCACCGUGGUUUUGGGUUUGGUCAGCCUGAAGAAUGUGGCAGUUUCGUUUGCAGAAACUGUGAAGAGCUCCGCCCCCAUCUUCACUGUGAUCAUGUCUCGGAUGAUUCUGGGGGAGUACACAGGGCUGCUGGUCAACCUCUCGCUCAUUCCGGUCAUGGGAGGGCUGGCACUGUGCACGGCAACCGAGAUAAGCUUCAACAUCCUGGGGUUCUCGGCCGCGCUGUCUACCAACAUCAUGGACUGUUUGCAAAAUGUUUUUUCAAAAAAGCUCCUCAGCGGGGACAAAUACAGGUUCUCGGCCCCGGAGCUGCAGUUCUACACCAGCGCUGCUGCCAUGGCCAUGCUGAUCCCUGCCUGGGCCUUCUUCAUGGAUGUCCCAGUGAUUGGGAGGAGCGGGAAGAGCUUCAGCUACAGCCGGGACAUUGUGUUGCUGCUCCUGACAGAUGGAGUCUUGUUCCACCUCCAGAGCGUGACAGCUUAUGCCCUCAUGGGGAGGGUCUCCCCUGUGACCUUCAGCGUGGCCAGCGCCGUGAAGCACGCCUUGUCCAUCUGGCUGAGCAUCAUCGUGUUUGGGAACAGGAUCACCAGCCUGUCGGCUAUUGGCACCGUCCUGGUGACGCUUGGGGUCCUGUUCUACAACAAGGCCAAGCAGCACCAGCAGGAGGUCAUGCAGAGCCUGGCCGUGGCCACCAGCCGAACCCCAGAGGACGACGCAGAGCCUCUGAUGCCCAAGGACCCCAGACAGCACCCCUGAGCCCAGGCACUUCCAGACGCCCAGGGCCCCAGCCGCUGCCGUCCUCACUGGCAGGGAAUCCCUGGUGGUAGGUGU